UUGUAAACAAAUUCGCGAAUUUCGUUUAAAAACACAAAAAAUCCCGAAAAUGUUGGCCCUGCCUGAUCCCGCUGCUGGAACCAUACCCGACAAGGCGUGGCAGCCACAUUUUGUGACCCUUGAAACGAGCAUGGGCGAAAUUACUGUAGAACUGUACUGGAAGCAUGCCCCCAAUACGUGCCGCAACUUUGCAGAGCUCUCUCGCCGGGGAUACUACAACAAUGUGGUUUUCCAUCGCAUCAUUCGCGAUUUCAUGAUUCAGGGCGGCGAUCCCACGGGUACUGGACGCGGCGGCACCUCCAUCUAUGGCGCGGAAUUCGGAGACGAGCUCCAUGGCGACCUCAAGCACACGGGCGCUGGGAUCCUAUCGAUGGCGAACAGCGGCCCAGAUACGAAUGGAUCGCAGUUUUUCAUCACAUUGGCGCCCACGCAGUGGCUGGAUGGAAAGCACACGAUCUUCGGCAGGGUCUACACGGGCAUGGAGGUGGUGAAGCGCAUCGGAAUGGUGGAGACGGACAAGAACGACAGGCCGGUGGAUCCAUUGAGGAUCGUCAAGGCAAAGGUCGAGAAGCUCUGAUAGUCGGAUGCUCCCAAAAGGACAGUUCUUUGUUUUUGUAAUGUUACUUUAUGAUUGGAAUGGAAUGUAAUGACUAGAAAACACACAAA
Drosophila persimilis is the source of this 666-nucleotide messenger RNA. RefSeq names its product peptidyl-prolyl cis-trans isomerase-like 1 (gene Cypl). The record is from RefSeq and is a predicted model, not a curated record. Gene Ontology annotation, biological process: protein peptidyl-prolyl isomerization; protein folding. The transcript has 2 exons. Bases 50 to 577 code for a protein of 175 amino acids. Gene Ontology annotation, cellular component: catalytic step 2 spliceosome. Gene Ontology annotation, molecular function: peptidyl-prolyl cis-trans isomerase activity. Lineage: Eukaryota; Metazoa; Arthropoda; Insecta; Diptera; Drosophilidae.